Molecule: messenger RNA, 807 nt
Organism: Hyaloperonospora brassicae
Lineage: Eukaryota; Oomycota; Peronosporomycetes; Peronosporales; Peronosporaceae
Source: the annotation of a GenBank genome assembly
AUGCCGUCGUCGACUCUUGUUCGCGCGAUCUACCGGUGUCUCCUACGCGACGCGCGCGAACUGCAGCGCACGCCGCACGUGAACAUUCGACGGCAGCUUCAGCUCGAGCAAUGGGGAACUGGCGGGUAUGUCGAGCCACUGGUAAAGUACGAGCAGAUGGUACACGGUUCGGACGCAGUGGUGUUCAAGUCGCUCGCGCAGUAUCAGCAGCUGCGGGACGACGGGUUCUUCAUUAGACCGCGUACUGUGGACCUGCGACAGAGCAUUCGGUUGGCGUUUCGAGAGAAUGUGCAUCUUCGGGAUGCUGAGGCUGCAAGUGCAAAAGUGGACGAUGCUAUCAAGGCAUUGAGUGAACUGGCCGACCAGCUGUUUCUCGCACACUGCUCUAGUGUGACAGUCACCGGUGGCGUCCGCAUCGAAGCGACGAGCACGUAUGUGGAGAGUCACAGCAACCCGGCGUCGGACACUUACCGCUUUACGUACCGGAUCACCAUCACCAAUGAAAACGAGAAGUCCUCGGUUCAGAUCUUGGGACGCCAAUAUACGUUUGAGAGCGAAAAGGGUCAGCGGGUUGCGCUGCCGCGGCAUUCGCCAGGAAUCGUGGGGGCCACGCCGUUGCUAGCACCAGGGCAGACGUUCGAGUACGCGAGUGGAGUUGACAUUGACGCCCCGCGAGGAUCCGUGACCGGCUGUCUGCAUGCUUUGCGCACUUUGGAAGACGCUGGAGAGGGCGACGACGGAAAGCCUUUUGACGCGCUGGUCUCAAAGUUUGCUCUACUUGCCUCGCCCAUGCGUAGCGAAAGGUGA